AAACGGUUCUUAUAUCUCUUAUUUAAAAAACAAUUAUUAGAUUUUUUUAGUUAAAAUCUAAGAAAAACUAAGAACGUCUCUUAACCGAAACUAAGAACCCCAGUUAAAAGACUGGGGUUAAUCAUGGUCUUAAUAGUGUGGUUUUAGCAGCUUUGGAAGGUCAACUUGGUUGCCGUGUUGGUUUCCUUUCCAGACUGUUGUUUUUAGUAGGGUUUUUAAAUCUUUUCUGCUACUUGUUUUUCAUGAAAUUUUUGGUAAAAAAUGAUAUAAAAUUUAACAUUUUACCAAAAUAAAAUAAUUUCUAAAUGUUUAAUAAAAUAGCGACUACUAUUGUUGCAUCAGUAGUUUUUGAAAACAAAAAUGGAACGAGAACAUACACCAUGCAACAUUACCAAAAGUGGAGGGAAGAACAAAUUCCAUGGAACGUUACCGAAUGCAGAGUGAAGAACAUAUUCCAUGCAAUGUGUUUCUUUCAUCAACCGGUCCGGUUAUUUUCAAACCGGUGGAGAAUCAAUCAAGUUUUAAACAAAUUAUUAUCAUACCCGAAUAUUUCGAUUACCGGGAGAUCUGGGCUAUCCUCUCUCUUGUCGGGACAUCGCAUGAAGAAGUUGAGUUACGCGUUGACUUUAAUACUUCACUCACACUGGCUAGUGACAAGAGAUCAAUGACUAUCGACGAUCAAUCACACUUGAAGAAAGAGGCAGAAAAUAGUACGAAUCCUAAGAUCAAUCGGUACUGGAUUCAACGUUACGAUCUGUUCUCGAGGUAUGACGAAGGUAUCCAAAUAGAUGAAGAAGGAUGGUACUCUGUGACUCAUGAAGAGAUCGCCAUCAAACACGCAGAGAGGUGCCGUGGAAAAGUGGUGAUUGAUUGCUUCGCAGGCGUUGGUGGUAACACUAUUCAAUUUGCUAAAGUUUCUUCUUCUGUAAUCGCUAUCGACAUUGAUCCAAUGAAAGUUAAAAUGGCUAUGAACAAUGCAAAUGUUUAUGGAGUUGCUAAUCAUGUGGAUUUUGUCGUUGGUGAUUUCUUCAGUUUAGCUCCAUCUCUCAAAGGAGAUGUAUCGUUUCUUGCGCCACCAUGGGGAGGACCAAAUUAUUGCAAAGUCGAGAGUUUCAAGAUGGAUAUGCUUCAGCCAAGAGACGGGUACUCAUUGUUUAAGAUUGUUCAGUCCAUUACUCCGAAUAUCAUCAUGUAUCUACCGAAAAAUGUUGAUUUAGCACAGUUGGAAGAACUGGCUUCCCUCUCGUCACCUCCCCUAACUCUUGAGAUAGAAGAAAGUUGUAUUGGAGGCAAAAUGAUAGCCAUAACGGCUUAUUUUAGUCGCAAUGCGGCUUAGCUGAGAAAUUUGAACUAUACUGCAUCAAAAAGGAACUAUCUUUUCUGUAGCAGGGGAUAGAGGAAUGGACUCCUGAAGGAGUUAAUACAAUUUCUUGAAGAGAAUUUUUAAAAUAAAUAGUUAUGAUUAUAGUUCCAAGGAUACAGAAUUCUCAUUUCAUCUUUCCACUUUAUGCAGGAUUCUAUCACAUGGAUAUUUGAUACAAAUUGAAUGCAUCAUUCGUAGAAAAUAAAGAAUUCACUCUCCUUUCUCCGUUAGUUUAUUCGGUUAGACUCCGUUGAUAUCAACUGUAAGAAAGUCGAGCACUGAUGAGUGAUGACAAAAUUUAUGGUACAAACAAACAAACAACCCCAUUCGAAAAGUUCAAAAGCCCUAGCCGCUCCCUUGCAGGCAACCUAAUCUCAAUCUUGUUUUCACCGGUAUCCGGCCGCUGUGUCGGUGCCGGUGUGACCUCUUUCUCUUUACUUUUGUGUAUUGCUUUGGUUUUUCUCUCGAGACUCUUCUCCAUCUCAUGUCGACGUGUUUGCUUGCUCUGUUGUCUCGGCGACGACGUCUCUGUUCGGAAUGGCGGCGUUCGAAGGGCAGGUAGUGGAGUAACGACAAGACAUGCGUGAAGGCGUUGGCAGCUACAGAUCUUUGUCUUUUUUGCUCACUGGAUUUGGAGUGUGUAGAUCCAUCCGGCUUUCGUUCUCGUUGGUUGGUUUGGAUCAAUAACCAGUACUUGCUUCAAGGGCCUUGUUGAUUUGUUUACUAUCGAAUCACCUCUCGGUCGUGGAUUUGGCGAGUAAGAGAAGCUUUGUUCUUCGGUUCUCGUGUCGGAGAUCUAAUAGUGGUGGCGCGGUAUUAGGGUGGAGCCAUCCCAGCAUCAUCGUUUGGGCUGUGUCCCUCUCGUUGAUGGGUCAAAAUCUUUUGCAGGUAUCAGUGUGGUAGAGAAGUCUCGUCUGUCAUUUGCUUUGUUUGUGUGGCUCUUGGAAUCAGAGAUAGGGGAGACAUGACAUCCGUUCUUCCAAGUCGUUAGUUUCAACGUUCCUCGCCGUUUGAUUCAUUUUAUUGGAAGUUAAGAAUGCUCUGUUGAAAUAGAGUCCUACUUAAAUUUGUCCUUGGUACACAAUAUUUGGUCCACUUAAUACACUAUUUAUUCCAAUGGAUUAAUUCUCUGUUCAAAUAAAAUCCUCCGCUUAAUAGGCUAA
Brassica napus (rape) is the source of this 2526-nucleotide messenger RNA. RefSeq names its product trimethylguanosine synthase-like. The record is from RefSeq and is a predicted model, not a curated record. Gene Ontology annotation, cellular component: nucleus. NCBI's taxonomy places the organism in Eukaryota, Viridiplantae, Streptophyta, Magnoliopsida, Brassicales, Brassicaceae. The coding region runs from base 419 to 1336 and encodes 305 amino acids. The transcript is spliced from 6 exons. Gene Ontology annotation, molecular function: RNA cap trimethylguanosine synthase activity. Gene Ontology annotation, biological process: 7-methylguanosine cap hypermethylation; 7-methylguanosine RNA capping.